Molecule: messenger RNA, 1038 nt
Organism: Hirsutella rhossiliensis
Lineage: Eukaryota; Fungi; Ascomycota; Sordariomycetes; Hypocreales; Ophiocordycipitaceae
Exons: 2
Coding region: 1-1038 (345 amino acids)
Source: RefSeq, a predicted model, not a curated record
AUGCCCCCGAAAGGAACUUCUACCCAAGUCGAACCACGAGCUAGAGAACCAAUAUCAACUUCAAACACCAACAAUGACGGUUCAAACGUCGACAAGUCUUUAGGGCUCAUCGCGUGGACUCAUCCCGAGGACUCGUCUCAAGGGCUCGUCUCAAGGGCUCGUCUCGGGCUCGUCUCAAAGGGCUCGUCUCAAGGGCUCGUCUCGAGGGCUCGUCUCAAAGGGCUCGUCUCAAGGGCUCGUCUCAAGGGCUCAUCUCAAGGGCUCAUCUCAAGGGCUCGUCUCAAGGGCUCGUCUCGAGGGCUCGUCUCAAAGGGCUCGUCUCAAGGGCUCGUCUCAAGGGCUCAUCUCAAGGGCUCGUCUCGAGGGCUCGGUGGCUCUCCUCAAGGGCUCAUCUCAAGGGCUCGUCUCAAGGGCUCGUCUCAAGGGCUCGUCUCAAGGGCUCGUCUCGAGGCUCGUCUCAAGGGCUCAUCUCAAGGGCUCGUCUCAAGGGCUCGUCUCGAGGGCUCGGUGGCUCUCCUCAAGGGCUCAUCUCAAGGGCUCAUCUCAAGGGCUCGUCUCAAGGGCUCGUCUCGAGGGCUCGUCUCAAAGGGCUCGUCUCAAGGGCUCGUCUCAAGGGCUCAUCUCAAGGGCUCGUCUCGAGGGCUCGGUGGCUCUCCUCAAGGGCUCAUCUCAAGGGCUCGUCUCAAGGGCUCGUCUCAAGGGCUCGUCUCAAGGGCUCGUCUCAAGGGCUCGGUGGCUCUCCUCAAGGGCUCAUCUCAAGGGCUCAUCUCAAGGGCUCGUCUCAAGGGCUCGUCUCGAGGGCUCGUCUCAAGGGCUCGUCUCAAGGGCUCGUCUCAAGGGCUCGUCUCAAGGGCUCAGUGGCUCUCCUCAAGGGCUCAUCUCAAGGGCUCGUUUCAGGGCAUGCUCUGGGAUACCCAGGACGACACCGGGAGGAAGCCAGCUGUACUUAUACUUAUUACGUUUCCCUCUCUUGCAAUGGCAAUGGGAACAGCGGAACACCAUCUUCUCAUGUUCCCUCCCACGUCGCUCAUGAGGUAG